This is a messenger RNA of Rhizophagus irregularis DAOM 181602=DAOM 197198, 441 nucleotides long. The record is from RefSeq and is a predicted model, not a curated record. Lineage: Eukaryota; Fungi; Glomeromycota; Glomeromycetes; Glomerales; Glomeraceae.
GAACAAGAAACUGUCGAAUUGAAAAAGAAGAGAACUUUUAAAAAAUAUUCUUAUAGAGGAGUUGAUCUUGAACAAUUAUUAGAUUUGAAUAGUGAAAGUUUAAUGGAACUAGUUCAUUCCAGAGCAAGACGUAGGUUUCAACGUGGGCUUAAACGUAAACCAAUGGGUUUAAUUAAAAAAUUACGUAAAGCUAAAAAAGAAGCACCUGCCGAGGAAAAACCUGCAGUCGUUAAAACUCAUUUACGUGAUAUGAUCAUUGUACCUGAAAUGAUUGGUUCUAUUGUUGGCGUUUAUAAUGGAAAAACUUUUAAUCAAGUUGAAAUUAAGCCUGAAAUGAUCGGUCAUUAUCUCGCCGAAUUUUCCAUCUCAUAUAAACCCGUCAAGCACGGUCGUCCCGGUAUUGGUGCUACCCACUCUUCACGUUUUAUUCCAUUGAAAUGA